UCUUGGUACUUUUAUUUUCCGUGCAGCUCAAAAUGCGGAAGUCAAACAUGAAGCUCUGAAGUUCUGACUACCUUAACGGUUGCUGUAGAGGCGAGUUUAUCAGGAUUUUUGUGUGAGACCCGACGUUGUAGUCUUAUCCAAUUAAUUCACAAAACCAUGUGGCCAAAUCAAGGUCCUCCUCCCCCUGUUGGUCCACCAAAUCCUGCCUUCCCCCCUGGCUACAACCCUGCAUGCCCCCCUGUUCCUCCACCCGGUGUUUUCCCCCAGGCUCCACCCCCAGCAUACCCAGCUGGUCAAUACCCAGCAGGGAUGAACCCAGCCAUGGGGCCAAUUGCACCUCCAGGGGUGAUGCCUUAUGGAGCUCCUGGACCUCAUCCUUAUCCUAUGGCUCCGGGUGGAUAUCCUGCUGUCCCUCCUGCAGGUGUUUACCCAGGUCCAUACCCACACUCUCCAAAAGGAGGUCACCAUAAAGGCCACCACAAAGGUCAUUAUCCAGGAGGGUUAAAUCCCAUGACUGGAGGAUUGGCAGGAAUGGGAAUGGGGCUGGUUGGACACAAAGCCAAUAAGAAGAUGAAGAAAAAGAUGAAGAAAGCACAUAAGGGGCACAAACACGGGCACCACACACAUGGCAAGUCCUCCAGCAGCAGUAGCAGCAGCAGCAGUAGUGACUGAGGCUUCCAGCUCAAUAUCUAGCCUUCCCAGAAAUGCUGCUUUCCAAAGGAGCAACCCAAUUAUUAACUAUAAACACACAAAAGUAAAUCUUAACUGUAUUUCAGCAGAAUUGCAAUGUUUCGUUAUACCUUGCAUUGUCUCUUUAUGACACUAAAAUUACAUGGACACAAGCUGUUGUUAAUAUCACAUAAAUCUAGUGUAAGUAUUCAACUUCAUUAGAAUGUUGUUUUUAUGAUCUAAAUGUACUGCAGUUUUGGCUUGAGUUUUUGUCUUAAUACUAAUCCAUACACUACUGUCUAAAUUUU
Messenger RNA from Melanotaenia boesemani (Boeseman's rainbowfish), 977 nucleotides. RefSeq names its product proline rich 13 (gene prr13). The record is from RefSeq and is a predicted model, not a curated record. The transcript has 4 exons. Bases 157 to 672 code for a protein of 171 amino acids. NCBI's taxonomy places the organism in Eukaryota, Metazoa, Chordata, Actinopteri, Atheriniformes, Melanotaeniidae.